Candida tropicalis MYA-3404 is the source of this 594-nucleotide messenger RNA. RefSeq lists its product as uncharacterized. Lineage: Eukaryota; Fungi; Ascomycota; Pichiomycetes; Serinales; Debaryomycetaceae. The transcript has a single exon. Bases 1 to 594 code for a protein of 197 amino acids. The record is from RefSeq and is a predicted model, not a curated record.
AUGGUUUACCAAAUUCUUCUAUUUUUGUUUACAGCAUUCUUCAUGCAAUUCAAACUCAUCAAUGCAACGUCUGGUGGCAGCACAGAUGAUGAUUUAGUUCGGGCAAUGUUUCAUGAGAUUGAAUUUCUUGAGACAGAUGAAUCUACUGGCAUAGAUACUGUUAACUUGUUAAGAUGUUUGUACUAUCAAGGCUUACCUGGUGCUUGUUUGGUGGGAGUUCUGAAUUAUGGCCUGUUGACUAUAGUGUGUGAUAGUACACUAGCUGACAAAGAAUGUGUGGUCAAAAUAGCUGCUUGUUGUUACAAAAUAAUGGAAUCUGAUUUGUUCUUUGGAUCACAGUACAAUAUCGAUGAUAUUGAUGACUUGAAUAAUAUUUAUACUUUGGAUGCCAGUUUAGAUAGGGCUAGUGUGGCCAGGUAUAAUGGAGUGUUAAGAAAUAUGCCCAUAGAACCAACCAAUAGUAGCCAUCUGUCCGCCAGUAUGGCUACUGCCACUCCUAUAGAACAAGAUCCAGUCAAAAUAUGCAAGCCACCUCUUUACCAUAUAUUUAAAGUUACUCAAGGGAGCUACCGCAAUAGAAACAAAGACUACUAG